AUGAAGAACGAAAGAUGCAUAAGAGAUCUCUACAAUGCCAAUAGUAUGUCCGAAGAGAUUUUUUGCACAAACGAGUAUGGAUUCGUUGUAGAUAGCUUCAACUCCCAGGCCAGAGACAAUCCCGUCUCCAUCAAAAACGAAUGGUACGAUCUCAUAGCAAGAUGCAAAAAUAAUGGAGAAAAGCUGCGAAGAAGCGAGGCUGCGAGAAGAUUGAUAUACCAAGGAAUUCCUCUCUCCCUGAAGUACAGAUUAUGGGGACUGUUUACUCCCAAGGCCUCGGGAUUCAGUUACUCAAGUCUAAUAUCAAAAAGGAGUGGAUAUGAGCAUCAGAUCCAUGUGGAUGUUCAGAGGACUUUCCGAAGACACUGUCUCUUCAGCAGAGAAUAUGGAAGAGGGCAAUGCGAAUUGUUCAAUAUCCUUACAGCAUACUCAAAUUACAAUCCGGAGGUUGGAUACUGCCAAGGAAUGUCCAGUGCUGCAGCAUUGCUCUUAAUGUAUUUCCCUGAGGAAGAAGCCUUUGAGAUGCUUGUCAGCAUCAUCAAGAACAACAAUCUAGAAGCCUUGUUUGACAAGAAGCUGAGCAAGGUUCCUCGGGUGCAGAGAGUGCAGGAUGAGAUUUUCCGGGCUUUAAUACCUGAGGUGUAUGGCCAUCUACUACAUCAGAGCAUAGAUAUCGGGGUUUAUGCCGUGGGCUGGUAUUUGACGCUAUUUACAAGGUUUGAUAUCAAGUUGGCUCUAAGAAUGUGGGAUUUUUUCCUGUUCUUCGAUUUCUCUGUUUUUAUGUUCUUUGCUGCAGCCAUCCUCAGGUUCUUUGCAAAAAAAAUACUGGAGCUUCAGGGCGAGCAGCUCAUUGAGUUUAUAGGAGCCUUGGAUUCCAAGGAAGUGGAUGUCGAAAGGAUUGUCUCAUAUGUAGUGGAGUGCUUUAGAAAUGGAGAAUAUGAGUAUUAUAGAGAUAGAAUUUAA
This is a messenger RNA of Encephalitozoon intestinalis ATCC 50506, 963 nucleotides long. RefSeq names its product GTPase-activating protein. The transcript has a single exon. Bases 1 to 963 code for a protein of 320 amino acids. The record is from RefSeq and is a predicted model, not a curated record. Lineage: Eukaryota; Fungi; Microsporidia; Unikaryonidae.